Messenger RNA from Oncorhynchus mykiss (rainbow trout), 722 nucleotides. Its product is annotated as myotubularin related protein 3. The record is from RefSeq and is marked provisional. Lineage: Eukaryota; Metazoa; Chordata; Actinopteri; Salmoniformes; Salmonidae.
GCGGCGAUGGCGACUUGGCUCUUCUACCCGACGGAUUGAAAGUGGCCUCGGAUAUGACUUGUAUGUAUUUCUUAAAGUGUAGUUUAUUGCAAACCCGGUGCACGGAUCUUCAAUUGAAUGAUUUGGCAUUUCCAUUCUCAUUGCUUUAUACAUGAAUUCAAUGUCUUCGCUCUAAGUCACAUUUUCACAACGGGAUCAUCAGGAUAGCACCUCAUCUGUUGCUAGUUCUCUUUGACUGAGAUUUGGGGUCAAGUGAGGAAGGCAUGUGUUCCUUGUCCAGUGACCCACACUCCUUCACAGGGGCCAUGGAGGAGGAGGAGGAGGGGCAGGAGAGCAUGGAAUGUAUCCAGGCCAAUCAGAUCUUCCCCAGGAAGCCCCCAGUCCUGGAGGAGGAGAGCCUGCAGGUGCCCUUUCCCGAGCUGCAUGGCGAGUUCACAGAGUACGUGGGUAGAGCGGAGGAUGCCAUCAUCGCCAUGUCCAGAUACCGCCUCCACAUCAAAUUCAAAGAGUCCAUCGUCAACAGUGAGAGUUGUGAGGUGUCAGUAAGUGCCUACCCAGCAGUCCCUGCAUGCCCAGUGUGGUGCCCUGCCCAGACUGGGCUGGAUGACAUCAUGGCGACGUGUGUGUUAACCCGUUGCAUGGCAUUGGACUGUGUUGGAGUUGUGACACAGCAUUAGCUUCACUCUCAGAGCCACUACAGAAAAUAAAAUGUGCUUUGGGUG